Molecule: messenger RNA, 1140 nt
Organism: Parasteatoda tepidariorum (common house spider)
Lineage: Eukaryota; Metazoa; Arthropoda; Arachnida; Araneae; Theridiidae
Source: RefSeq, a predicted model, not a curated record
AUGAAAGAGAUUUACGAUGUUUGUAAUAACAAAGUAAAAACUCCAGAUUAUUGCAAUUAUUCUGUUAACAUAAAUGGUGGGCUCGUUUCUGCUGGUGUAUUUCAAUUUUUAAUGCCUAUUAGUCAAACUUUAUCCGCAUCUGUCUCAAAUGGCACAUUCAACCCAUCAAUGUUAAAAAUGAUGGAAUUCCUCAAUAGCUAUACUAAAUUAAAAGCAGUAACACGAAAAACAUAUGGAGCUCAAGCGAAAGAUUUCAUUCAAUAUUGUUCUUUUAAAGGGAUCGUUUGCUCAGCUGACGAUUUUGAAAUUACUCAAAAUAUACAAUUUGGAAAUUGCUUUACAUUUAAACCUUUAUUCUAUGCUAAGAGUCUAACGAACAAAUCUUCAUUCCUUUUAGAUAAUAAUGAUUUAGAAAUAAUCUUAAAUUUAGAAACCGGUUCUUACGUUACAUACAUUUCUAAGAGUAUGGGAGCAUUGGCUACUAUUCAUCAUAUGUUCGAAGAGCCUAGAAUGGAAGAAAAAAGUAUUCUCGUAAGCCCUGGCUUUGAAACAAUAAUAAAAAUUAAAUCAGCUGAAACCAAACGUCUACCAGCUCCAUAUGAAGAUAAAUGCAUGGAUUAUCGAUCAGAGAAAUUGAAUCCCAGAGACUGUAUAUUGCUUUGCAUACAGGAAAUUAAUCAUGAAAUAUGCGGUUGCGUUGAUCCCACAGUCGAUAUUUUUUUGGAAGAUACUUUAACUUGUGAUAUGACCAACAUUAAACACAUUCUGUGCUUAGGCAAUGUCAUCGACAAUCUUCUAAUCCAUCACGAGAACUGUAACUGCAAUGUGCCUUGCUUUUCUAUAGAUUACAACGAACAAGUAUGGAGAUCAUCUUGGCCUUCUAGAAAAUAUUUUGACAGUUAUCUGAGUCUUAAAUUCAAUCUGAGUAAAGAUUUAAAAUCGUUCAAAAAUGAUCACGCAUUUUUGAAAAUUCAUCUAGAAACUACAAAGAUAAUAAUAGAACAAAAGCCACUGUAUGAUAUUUCUGAAUUUUUUAGCAGCUUAGGAGGAAGUCUGGGACUUUUUUUAGGAAUAUCAUGCAUGACAGUCUUUGAAAUCUUAGAAAUUUUAAUCGUGAUAUUAAACCACGAAUUCAUUUAA